AUGCUCAAGCUACAAGCAAGAGGCGCUACUCGUAGCACUAGCGUGCUACUCGUUGCGCAAGCGAGGGAGCUGAUGCCGCAGAGCAUUGUCACAACCAUUAUGAUAGAAGAGGAAGAAGAGAGAACCAGAUGUCCUAGUCAAGAAAGAAAGAGCGAACCAGCUUCACUAUAA
Messenger RNA from Lindgomyces ingoldianus, 171 nucleotides. RefSeq lists its product as uncharacterized. The record is from RefSeq and is a predicted model, not a curated record. The transcript is spliced from 4 exons. The coding region runs from base 1 to 171 and encodes 56 amino acids. Lineage: Eukaryota; Fungi; Ascomycota; Dothideomycetes; Pleosporales; Lindgomycetaceae.